AGCAGGGGGAGAAAAGGGAUCUAGCCGUACAGAUGUUUAUUCACAACAGCCAUCUUUCUUCCUUUCCUCAUUCUCCCUUCUGCUCCUCCAAAAUCAACAGCCGGGUAUUUCUGUGCCUGCCUCCCUCCUAUCAUCCAGCAGACUUCUCUGUCAUCUCCGUGGUAUGGGGCUUUUUGCCUGGGAAAAGGGAGGGUGUGUGUCGGGAUGAGGUGGGGAGUUAGGCAGGAAACCACAGCAAGGGUGGCUGGAGAGAGGAAGUGCCCUCUAGUGGCCAUCACAGAUGGGGUGUACAGCUUGUACAAAAAAGCAUUUUCUUAAUCCCGGGAUCACAGAUUUAAAGCAGGAGGUGACCUUAGAGACCAUCUUGUCUGACUCCUUUAUUCUACAUAGAAAAUUGAAUCCCAGAGGGUUAAGUGACUUGCCUGAGGACCUGGGCAAUAAGUGACAAAGGCAGGAUUUAAAUUCAGAUAUUGAGAUUCCAAAGCUUUUACCUUUACUUUAUACUGUAUUAUGAUUGUCCCAUUUGGUCUUCCAAUCUGCUCUCCUUGAAGCCAGUCAAAGUCCUGAGACUCACAAGUCAGUUCAGUGGACAUAGAAAAGGACAAGCAGCAGAAUGUAAACUUAUUGGAGGCAGGGACUCUCGACUUUGCCCUGGUAGACUUUGCCCUGGUAGAAUCGAACAGAUUAUGGGUAUUGAAUAAAAAUGAUUGCUGAUUAGAAUGAAUUACAGCAUGGCAGACUUGGAGUUCAUGAAGUAGGGAAUGGUGAGGGUACAAACUGAGGGUUCCUUGACAUGGAUUUGUGCACUGGACUUGGCUUUUUUUAUAUAAAACUUAAUUUUUAUUGAAAUUUUUUAUUUAAUUAAUUGAUUUAGAAUAUUUCCCCAUGGUUACAUGAUUCAUGUUCUUUCUCUCCCUUCCCUCCUCUCCACCCCCCCACCCAGCCAAUGUGCAAUUUCACUGGGUUUUACUUGUGUCAUUGAUCAAGACCUAUUUCCAUAUUAUUGAUAAUUUGGGCUUGGCUUUUUGAUUGUUUGGUGAUCUUAGGUAAGGAGCUCACCCUCUCUGGAAGGGUAUCAAUGAAUAUGGAUGAUGGACAGGGACCAGUUGGCUACCCUAAGCUAUUAUCCCUUUGAACUGUCAGGAUCUGAUCAUCUGGGCUUCCUUCUCCCUCACAGUGAAGAUAUUGCCCCAGAGCCAGGAUAGGCCACCUCAUUUUACACGAAAAAAAAUGGAGGUGCACAGAGAUGUGGUACUUUGCCUAUUAGGAUCAUUCAGGUAGAAGCAGAGUUGGGAUGCAAACCCAGGCCCUUUGAGUACAAAUACUUCCACUCCCCUACUAUUCAUUCCUUCAUUUCCCUCCUUCUAUCCCCAACAUAGACACAUUCCAACUUCUCAGCCCUCCAGAAAUCCUCAGGGUAGGGUUCUCUUUUGUGUCUGAUUUAUUGUGGUCAUGUAGUUCCUCCUUCUGCUCCUAUGACCCUCCUCCCUUCACACAAGCAUACAUAUAGACAUUAAUAUUCAGCUCUUCUUCACACUAUGUUGGAGAGGGAUUGACUAGAGCUCCAUUCACCACACUCUGGAUAUUCUCUCCUCCAAGGGCAAUUUGAUUCAAUUCAAGGGUAGUGGACUAUUUUUUAAAUAAAAAUAAUUUGUAUAAAAAUGACAUAGAAAUUCCCAAUAAGAAGAGACCUGUCAAUGCAAAUAGGUGACUACCCAUUAUAGUUUUAUAAAGUUAUGUAGGAUGCUGAAAAAUUUGGUGAGAUCGAUUCAAUUCUUGGCUGGGAACAAAGGACUGAACUCAAGGACAACAACUUGGGGGAAGAGGAUAAGGGAUGAUUGGAGGAGGACCCAAAGUAUAGGAGGAAUUUCUAUCUAGAUAAGAAAGCCUAACUUUGCCUCAAUUUCCCUUAGUUAAUCUAGUAACUUAAAAAAAAAAAAGCCUUACCUUCCACUUUAGAAUCAAUACUGGUUCUAACAAUUGGUUCCAAGGCUGAGGAAUGGCGAGGGCUAGGCAAUGGGGGUUAAGUGAGCUGCCCAGGGUCAUGCAACUAGAAAGAAUCUGCAGCCAGAUUUGAACCUAGGACCUCCUGUCUCUAGGCCUGGCUCUCUAUCUACUGAAUCACCUAGUUGCCCCCCUAAUCUUUUUUUUUUUUAACCUUUACCUUCUAUCUUAGAAUUUUCAGUUCCAUGACAGAAGAGCAAUAAGGGCUAGACAAUGGGGGGUUAAGUGAUUUGCCCAGAGUCACACAGCUAGGAAGUGUCUCAGGCCAGAUUGAAUCCAGGACCUCUGGUCUCCUGGUUCUUUAUCCACUGAGUCACCUAGCUGUCCCUGAUGGAGGUGGGCAGUGAUGGGCAGUGAAAGAAAUGGGACCCUCAUGUUCUGAAAUCUUGCAUUUUUCACCAGUUAUCAGUAGUCAAGCAUAAAUUGCAAAAUCUGUAUUUUUAGAAUUAAGCAUAAAUUAUAAAAUCUGUAUUAUUAAUCAGUUAAUCAAUCUGUAUUAUUAUUAAUCAAUUAAUCACUCAAUGGUUUUAUACUGUUCUGUACAUCAGCUUUAUGCUGCUGUAUAUUAUUAAUUGCUUAUGUUUUUCUGUAUUUAUCUUAGUUCUGAACUGUUAGGCAUUAUUAAUCACCAAUAGUGGUAGUUUACUGUACUAUAUAUCCUUCCUAUGUUCCCCAUCUUUGAUGAAGACAUUCCAUAAGGGUAGUGAGACAUCUCCUACACUGGCAACUGGUGGCAGGUGGGACAAGAUUGAGUCUUGGGGGAGACUCAAUGGGACAUGUGCACUAAGGGCUAUGGCAGUCCAGGGGAAUCCCCCAAACCUGCACAUGUUCCUUAUUCCCUUUUUGGUGUCUUUAAAUUCACCUAUGAUGCAUCAAACCCCAAAACAUACCUCCAUCUGGAUUUUGUUAUUGUGAGAUGUUUAAGGUGAAGAGACAAGAGGUAAACAUCUAAAUAUUUUAAGUUUAUUGAUGGGGGAAAUGGGAUAGGUAUGAGGGUAACAAAGGAGAAGGAAAAUUUCUUGAUCUUAUCCCCAAACUAAUUUCCUUUAAUACUAUCCUAUUAGCUAACUUCCUAAACUAAAUAGGUUAAGUUCCCCCCAAACAGAACCUCACAAACUGAGUCCAGAAAUGGGCCAAGAUCCCAUAGGUAAAGUCCAAAUUAGGUCCAGUAGAGAUCUGAUGGUUCUUCUUUGGCCUUCAAUCUAGCUGCCAGCAGCCUGUUCAAAUCUCUCCUCAGGCUGGUAUCUCACAGAGGGUCAGAAAUCUUGUAGAAGGGUGGAAAUCACAGCUACCUCCAAAAGUUUCGGCAAGAAGUCUGGUUUCAGUUGGGACCACAACCUCUUGGAAUCUUGACCCAGGCUCUCAUGUGAUUCUGUGUCACAUGCUCCUGUAAAUCACUUUGCAGUCUUUCUUUGCUUACUACAAUUUGGACUUACCUUCUCAAUGCUCAUUUUCCAGAGUUUUCAAUCCAUAAUGCCUGGUAUGCCCAAGGGUGGGCUAUUCUGAGAAAAGGUAGAGAUUGCCCUGAAAUGGCAAUUUAAAAAAUUUGUCAGGAAAAGGCUUUCAGGCAGGCCAACAAUUCUUAAUUCUCUCCUGGAUUAUUUUUCCAAUGACAUAUUUCAAAUUUUCUUCUCCCCCCCCCCAUUCUUUUGACUUUGUCUGAUUAUUUCUUGUUGUCUCAUGAAGUUAUUAGCUUCCCCUUGUCUGUUUCUAAUUUUUAAGGCAUUCUUUUCUUUUCUAAAAAUUCUUUUAUUUAAUUAAUUACUUUAGAAUAUUUUUCCAUGGUUACAUGACUCAUGCUCUUUCCCUUUCCUCCUCCCUCCCCCUUCCAGAGUCAAUGAGUAAUUCCACAAGAUUUUAUUUAUAUCAUUGUUCAAAACUUAUUUCUGUAUUGUUAAUAUUUAUAAUAGAGUGAUCAUUUAAAGUCAACAUCCCCAAUCACAUCCCCAUCAAACCAUAUGAUCAAUUAUAUGUUUUUCUUCUGGUUUUCUAUUCCCAUAGUUCUUUCUAUGGACGUGGAUAGUGUAAGGCAUUAUUUUCUUGAGUGAACUUUUGUAUCUCCUUUUCCAUCUGACCAAUUCUACUUUAUAAAGAGUUCUUUUCCUCAGUGAAUUGAUUUUCCUACCUUUUUUUCCAUAGGGCCAAUUUUGCCUUUAAAAAAGUUCUCUUCAGGGCAUUUUGUAUAUCUUUUCCCAUUUAGCCAAUUCUGCUUUUUAAGAAAUUCUUCUCUAUAUUGGAUUUGUGUGCCUCUUUUAUCAAUUGGACUAUUCUAUUGUUGUUUUUUUAAGAUGUUAAUUUUUUUGGUAUUUUUUGUGCCUCCCUUCCCAAGCUGUUGACUCUUUUUUUAUGAUUUUCGUGUAUCAUUCUCAUUUCUUUUUCCAAUUUUUCUUCUACCUCUCUUGUUUGAUUUUUUAAAUCUUUUUUUUAGCUUCUCUAUUAAUUCUUUAAGGGUUUGAAAGCAAUUAAUUUUUUUUUCUUGGAAGCUUUAGUUGUAGCAGUAUUGAUUUUACUGCCUUCUGAGUUUGCAUUUUGCUCCUUCCUCUCAUAAAAAUAACUUCCUAUUUUGAGUGUUGCUGUUGUUGUUUGGUUGAUUUUUAGUCUUUUUCUUUUCUUUUAAUUAAAAAAAAAACUUUUUAGGGGGCAGCUGGAUGGCUCAGUGGAUUGAGAGCCAGGCCUAGUGAUGGGAGGUCCUAGGUCCAAAUUUGGUCUCAGAUACUUCCUAGCUGUGUUACCCUGGAUGAGUCAUUUAACCCCCAUUGCCUAAUCCUUACCACCCUUCUGCCUUGGAAUCAAUAUAAGACAGAAAGUAAGGGCUUAAAAAAAGCUUGUUUAAAUUGGGCUCUGUAACUAGAGUAGUGGGAGAAGUGUUUUAAGCUUUAGGGUCUUUGUGCAGCUGCCUUCUGAGUUGGCUCUGGGGUCUUAUCUGAUUUCAGUUCUUCCAAGGUGGUAUGAUGUAAGGAGGGGUGUAUUUAAUAUUCUCACAGCCUGUGCUCUGGUCUAUGAGUAACCACAAGCACUCUUUUCCCCCCAGAACUGUGACUAGGGUUUUCUUCUCCCCUGUUGCCACAAGCACUGAUAUCUUCAAAUGCUCCUCCUUACCCUGAGAUCCAGCCCUUGGACUGCUUUCUGGUUCUGCAUAUCAACAAUGUGACAAGAGUCUUAUACCCAGAACCAGCAAAGGCAUUCCUGUAAUCUUCUAAGCAGUUCUCCAACCUGCCACCCUUUUAGAGGGCUCUGGAAGCCUUUGCAGCUACUUCAGCUGCACCCAAGGCCUGUUGCCACCAUUGAUAGGCUUGUCCUGGUAUGCUAUAUUCCAUCUCCACUGUGAAGCACUAGAUCCUUCAUGCUGGCCUUAUAAGUUGUUUGGGGCUGAAAAACUACUUCACCUUGUCUUUUUGUGUGUUAUGCUGCUCCAGAAUUUUUUCUGAGGCAUUAUUAUAUCAUAGUUUUUUGGAGGGGAAUUUGGUAGAGUUCAGAUGGGUACCUUCUCUGCCAUCUUGGCUCCACACCCUAACUAUAGCCUACUUAUUAACAAAAAGUUUGACCAUUUGGAAUUCUGCUCCAAAAAUCAUUAAAUUAUCUAGUGAUAUCACUUUCAGGUCUCCACCACAAGAUCACAGAAAAAGGAGGACUUAUACAUACAAAAUUAUUAAUAGCAGCUCUUUUUGUACUUACUAAGCAAAGAACUUGAAACUAAGAGAAUGCUAAUCUACUAGAGAAAGGCUAAAUAAAUUAAAGUAGAUGAAUACAAUAGGAUUUUAUUACACCAUAAGAAAUGAGGAAAUGAAAGGGCUAAGAAAACUCUGGGAAGACAGGUAUAAACUGAUACAGAGAGAAGUGAGCAUAACCAGGAGAGCAAUUUAUAUGAUAACAUAAUAAAGAAAAAUAAUUUUGAAAGACCUAAGAACUCUGAUCAAUGUAAUGACCAAUAACAAAGACUAAUGAUGAAACAUGCCACCCAUCUCUUGACAAAGAAGUAAUGGACAUUUUUUGGAGACAGUCUUUGGAGAAUAGCUUAAUGCUAUUGCCCUUCUGUACACACCCAGAUCGAUGUUCAUCAAUGUGGGAAUUUGUUUUGCUUUACUAUGUAUACCUGACACAAUAACCUUCCCCCCCCCCCUAAUGCGUAGGGGAAAGGAUAAAGAAAAAAAGAGAAAAAGAAAGAAAAUUAAAAGAAAGAAAAUAAGAGCCACCAAGACAUCUUUUGUGGGGGCAGUUGGGUAUCUCAGUGGAUUGAGAGCCAGGCCUAGAGAUGGGAAGUCCUAGGUUCAAAUCUGGCCUCAGCCACUAUCCAGCUGUGUGACCCUGGGCAAGUCACUUGACCCCCAUUGCCUAGCCCUUACCACUCUUCUGCCUUGGAGCCAAUACACAGUAUUGACUCCAAGAUGGAAGGUAAGGGUUAAAAAAAAAUUUUUUUUAAAGACAUCUUUUGUGUGUAUGUGUAGAGAAAAAGAAUAUAAAGAAGGCCAAACAAAAGCACAGAAAACAAGAUAGCUUUGAAAGCUAUCAAUUGAAUUUAUAUACUUAAAAAGCAAACUAUACAAAAUAAGAGAGGAUUCAUGUGCCAUUCUUAUUUUUCGAUCUACCAGGUAUAUGGAAAUUAUGAUGUUUAAGUUCAGACUAAAAAUAAAACUUUUAAAAUUUAAGUAAUUGUUCCCAUUUCCCUCAAGUCAUCCUUCUUAAAUUCUUAAAAAAAAAACAAAACCCUAGCUUUACCAUUUAUGGUCUAGUAGAACAUGAACUCUUAUGUUGGUUCCCUCCCUAAAUGUGACUAACUCCCAUCCCCCACUGAGUUGAUGACAAUGAAAACAGCCUUGGAUAUUUAUUAUUUGCACUUGACACAAAAUAAGGGGAGGAAAGGUGGGGGGGGGGGGUGCACAAUAUGCGCAGAGGGGAGGAGAGGUAUGAUAUGAAAGUAUGUUGGCUUUCCCAACCCAACUACCUCUUACUGUUUAUACACAACAACUUGUCUAAAAGUCCAUGCCCCAUGGACCUCCCUGUCUCCUCCUGGGGAUGGAGGGGAAAGCUGAGGUUCUGAAGAGUCCCUCAGACUUAGACAGGGCUUAGAAUUCCCUGAGGGGAGGAUGCCAGUGAUGGUCAUACACAAACACCCAUGCUGGGGUGGGGAAGGCAUGGUUGGUGGAGUUGAUAAUUGAAUAGUCUCAGCUGGGCUGAUCCAGAGUCAGCAGGUAUAGAUGUGCUUAUAUUUGUGUAUGUGUUUUUGGACAUAAGAUGGAAUAGGGGUGGUGCAAAGGGGUGGUGCUUCAUUCAGGUAGGACCCAAAGCCCUCCUUUUAAAGGUAAGCUGCUUGGCUCCCUAAGUCAUCUCCAGGCUUAGGAACUCUGGAUCAGACAAGACCAAGUAGUUUGGUUGUCCUAAUCUGUUGGAUAAAUGAGGCCACCAGAACAAGAGCUUGAAAACCUGGGGGAUCCUGAGACUUCCCCACUAAGAGACUCAAGCACCAGCCAUAGCCCUACCCGUCUGGGUCCCCCAGAAGCAGAGGGAAGGAAGCAGAGAGGGGAAGGAAGUCCCUACCUCUUCAUUCAACUGAAUGAACUAUUGGGAAGCCCUCCAACCCAGGAAUGGAGAGAAACAGGCAGAUGGAUGUUGUUUGAAGAGAAGCUAGACCUAGAAGCGAGGCGUUGGAGCAGCCCCCAUGUGCCCACCUUAUCCCUGUCAAGCAUCUGGGAGCUUCGGGCCCUGCUGACCACAGGCCUGGUGCUCUUAGACUGUCCUGUACAAAGUAUCUCUGAACUCGCAGAACAGGUGACCAAGUUGGAAUCAUUGAACCCAGAAGUGAGAGAGAGGCUGAAAUCCAUCCUGCUCCAGAGACCUCAGCAUCACAUCCAGGCCAUGUGUUGGUCAGCUGCCAGGAGACUUGGUACAAGACUCUGUAGGGGUAGACAUUCUACUAAGAUGUUUUCUGCUGAAGAGCCACCCCUGAAGGAAGAGCUACAGAGCCCUCUAUGGCAGAAGCUGCCCCCUGCCACUGAGGCUGCAGCUGUGCUAGUUGGAGAAGUGGACUUCCUGGACCAGAGACUGGGAGCGUUUGUGCAACUUCGGGAGCCAGUGGUGCUGGGAACCUUGACAGAAGUACCCCUACCCAUCAGGUUUGUCUGCAUGGUCCUUGGUCCCCCAAUCCUGGGAAAAGACUAUCAUGAGAUGGGCAGAGCUGCAGCUGUACUCUUAAGUGACGAGGUGUUUCAUUGGUCAGUCUGCCAAGCUAGUGGUCCCCAAGACCUUAUCUCAGCAAUGGAUGCUUUCCUAGAAGAGGUGAUGGUGCUGCCCCCUGGCAGAAGUGACCCCACAGAACGGAUCCCUCCGCCAAAGUGCCUGUCUACUCUGCAUAAGAGACUUCCUUUACAGCUUCAGGAAUCCAAGAGCUCUUGCAACGGGAGUGUUAACUCUAAGAGGGGCAGACAUGGCUAUGAGUAUGAGCCCCAGCAUGCUAGUAAGGAGCUGAAGAGGACAGGAAGGCUGUUUGGGGGUUUGGUUCAGGAUGUAAGAAGGAAGGCCCCCUGGUACCUGAGUGACUUCUUGGAUGCCUUUGAUGCCCAGAGCCUUUCUGCUAUACUCUACAUCUAUCUGGCCACAAUCACCAAUGCUAUCACCUUCGGUGGACUACUGAGUGAUGCCACCGACAAUGCCCAGGGUGUGCUGGAGAGCUUCCUGGGUACCUCUGUGGCAGGGGCUAUCUUCUGCCUCUUUGCAGGACAGCCUCUUACCAUCCUCAGUAGCACAGGGCCUAUCCUUGUUUUUGAACGGAUACUCUUUUCUUUUAGCAGGAAUCAUGGCCUAGACUACCUACCCUUCCGCCUGUGGGUGGGGAUCUGGGUGGCAUUCUUCUGCCUGUUGCUGGUGGCUACAGAGGCCAGUGUCCUGGUACGUUAUUUUACCCGCUUCACAGAAGAAGGUUUCUGUGCCCUUAUCAGCCUUAUCUUCAUCUAUGAUGCCAUUGGCAAGAUGCUGAACCUUACAGAGGCCUUUCCUAUAUUCCAACCUGGCCCCUCUGGAGUUACUGGCUUCACUCUUUAUGGCUGCCUCUGUUAUUUCCCAGACCCAAAAGGGAAUAUGUCUUUGUGGAAGGAGCAGAGCCCAGAGGACAUGGAUGCUACUCUGGGGAUGGACCUACACCAUGUCAAUGUGUCUCUGCUGUCCCCACCCGAGUGUGCCUUUCAAGGAGGCCAGCCAAGAGGUCGUGGCUGUCACUUUGUCCCGGAUGUUGCCUUGUUUUCCCUCUUACUUUUCUUUGCCACCUUCCUUUGUGCUACCAUCCUCAAGCACUUCAAAUCCAGCCAUUUCUUCUCCUCCAUGCCCACUCAUCCUGGUCGGACCUGGCUAGUGCCAUUGUUUGGAACUAAUCCCUGGUGGUUGUGCCUAGCAACUGCACUGCCAGCCCUUCUGAUGUCUAUCCUUGUCUUCAUGGACCAGCAGAUAACUGCUGUCAUCCUCAACCGAAAGGAAUACCAUCUUCAGAAAGGCGCUGGAUUCCACUUAGACCUUUUCUGGGUGGCCAUGCUGAUGAUUCUGACCUCAGCCUUGGGGUUGCCCUGGUAUGUCUCCACCACUGUCAUCUCAUUGGCCCAUAUGGAUAGUCUCCGCCGGGAAAGUGAAGCCUUUGCUCCUGGGGAACUGCCCUGCUUCCUGGGCAUCAGGGAGCAGCGGCUCACAGGACUAGUGGUCUUCAUCCUUACUGGUUUAUCCAUCUUUCUGGCCCCUGUGCUCAAGUUUAUUCCCAUGCCAGUACUCUAUGGAAUCUUCUUUUAUAUGGGAAUGGCAGCACUAAGCAGCACCCAGUUUUCAGAACGUGUGAAGUUGCUGCUGAUGCCAGCAAAAUACCAGCCAGACCUGUUGCUUCUUCGGCAUGUGCCUCUCAGCCGAAUUCACCUCUUCACAACAGUACAGCUGAUCUGUUUGUGUCUACUCUGGGCAGUCAAGUCUACAGCAGCUGCUAUUGUGUUUCCCCUCAUGGUGACAGUGGGGUUGGGGGGGGGGGAGUUAAGGGGUCCCAGGGUUUGGAAGAGGGCAAUCUUCAUAAUCUAUAUAGUAUACGUGAGGUAUCUAUAGUUCCUUAAAAUAAAAGGGGAAAUCUACUUUCUUCUACUAACAUCUUAUGAAAUGGAAACUAUCUUCCAAAGUAACCCCCAGGUCAAAAUGUUUUGAGGUCUGGCUAUAUUGAAGUGGGGAUCAUUAAUCUGAACUGACUCUAGGAGGGUUCCCAAGGUAACCCUUAGAGAAAUCAGAGAGAAAAGAGAAAAAUUUGAUUUCAGUCACAUAGUGAAGUGGUAUCCAGAAUAGGAGGACAAUCCUUCUUCUAAUAUCCAGUAGCCCUCCCAAUCCUUCAUCAACAAGCAUAAAUCAAGCAGCUACUGUAUCCAAGCUAGUAGGUGGAGACACAUAUAUAAAAGUGCUACAGCCUCUGCCCUCAAGGAGCUGACAUUCUACUGAAAGGAUACAAAAUGUUCCCAGAUAAGUAAAUACUAAUGAAUGCAAAAUAAAUACAUAGGCUAUGGAAGAGAGGCAUUAAUAACAAGAGGAAUAAGGAAAAAAAAUUCUGGGGGCAGCUAGAUGGUUCAGUGGAUGAAGCGACAGGCCUGGAUGCAGGAAGUCCUACUCUUAAAUUUGGCCUUAGACACUUCCAAGUGUGACCCUGGGCAAGUCACUUAACCCAAAUGCCUAGCCCUUACUGCUCUUCUACCUAGGAGCUGAUAUUUAGUAUUGAUUGUCAAACAGAAAGUAAGGGUUUAAAAGGAAAGGACUUCUAAAGGAAGUAGCACUUGAGCUAAAUCUUAAAGGGAGCAAUGGUUUGGAGAAUUGGAGAUGAGGACAGAGAGCAUUCCAGGUGCCCCAGAGAUAGUCUGGGCAGAGGUAGGGAGGUGGAAGACUGAAUGUCAGAUAGGGGGUACAGCAAGUAAGCCAGCCUGGCAGGAGUAGAGUGCAAGAGGGAGAGAAAAGUGUGUAACCAACCUGGAAAGACAGGCUAGAGCCAGGUCAUGAAGGGCGGCUCCCUGACAGCCACUUUAUUCCUGGUACAGUUGCUGGGCCUUGUUGGGAUCCGGAAAGCCCUGGAUUGGGUCUUCUCACCACAGGAGUUAAGCUGGCUAGAUGACCCAGUGCCGGAGGAAAAUGAGAAGAAAGUCCAGGAAGAGAAGGUAUUGGAGCCAGAGUUCAAUCCCAAAGGGAUUGUAUGUGAGCCUGGACUGAGAUGAAGAACAACCAGGGAAGACAGUGGAUAUCUGUCCCUGAAAAGAGGAGCUUCUAUUCAGCCUCCAAUAAUACAAUAAUUCCAUUCUCCACUCUGUGCUAGAGGAAAAAAUAACAUAAAAGUUAGAAGUUAGAGUGACCCUUGGAGUCAGAAUGACUGGAAUUCAGGUGACUUAAAUGUCUUAGUUCCCCAGGUAACUAAGGUAUACAUUAGUGGAAGGAGCCCCAUUGCACUGAUGAAAUCACAGGUCCAGAUCCCCCUCAGAAAUCUCUGUGCUAAGUAAGAUGGAUGGGCAAAUGGACAAGUGUGUGUGUGGGGGGGGGGGGGGGCAUUCCCUAUAUCUAAGUGAUAGAGUAGGCAAACUGGAUUUUCUCCAGAGCCUUUAAGAAUCAUACCUUUCUUUCACUCUUCUCCCUAAAGUCUGAGUUGAUUUAUCAGCUGAGGGCUCCAGAAAUUAACAUCUCUGUAAAUUAGCCAGAGGAGGAAGAGGAGGAGGAGGAAGAAAUUCUCACAGCUAAACCUGAGGCACAUUUCUCAGAUACCAAGACAAUGCCUGCCUCUGUCUCAUCUGUUUGGCUGGGCAUUAUGUAUGGUGGCUUGGGCUGAAUUCCUUCGUUUGAGGCUCAGGAAGUGAGUGCUGGAGUGGGAAGGACCAGGAGCCAGUGGUGCUUCGGGAGACUAGAAUUCCUUCCAGUGAUCUGAGGCCUCAGCCAUUCUUCUGAUCUGUGCCUGAGCUGGAUGAGACUAGAAAGUUGGCUGUUUUGUCUACAGAAAUGUUGAACGGGCAAAAUUCCUGUCCAGGGAUUAUCAUUAAAAUGAAUAAAGUCCUCAAAGUAUUUCUUAA
Molecule: messenger RNA, 12053 nt
Organism: Monodelphis domestica (gray short-tailed opossum)
Lineage: Eukaryota; Metazoa; Chordata; Mammalia; Didelphimorphia; Didelphidae
Source: RefSeq, a predicted model, not a curated record